AUGAUUUCGAAGUUUUCAUCGAAUCUAUUGUAUCAGCAUGACCUCAACACCCAGGUAGCCAUGAAACGACGUUCAAUCAGUUUGGCUCGCCAGUAUGACCGGGAAUUGGCCAAUCAACACUUUAUGACCUUUGAUACGUUUUGGGGUCGGCCAGGUCAUGGCGCCCAGGCGGGCACAACGAGAAAAUUAAAAUUGAAUAAUUUACUUUACGGGACACCAGGUUGUACAUCGGACUAG
This is a messenger RNA of Musca vetustissima, 237 nucleotides long. RefSeq lists its product as uncharacterized. Lineage: Eukaryota; Metazoa; Arthropoda; Insecta; Diptera; Muscidae. The record is from RefSeq and is a predicted model, not a curated record. The transcript has 2 exons. The coding region runs from base 1 to 237 and encodes 78 amino acids.